This is a messenger RNA of Momordica charantia (bitter melon), 1202 nucleotides long. RefSeq lists its product as uncharacterized. Gene Ontology annotation, biological process: defense response to other organism. Gene Ontology annotation, cellular component: plasma membrane. The record is from RefSeq and is a predicted model, not a curated record. Lineage: Eukaryota; Viridiplantae; Streptophyta; Magnoliopsida; Cucurbitales; Cucurbitaceae.
AUUUUCUAUUUACGUCAUUAUAGGUAAUUAUUAAGAACAGUUCCUUGUAGUUCACUUGUCGAUUAUUACAGAAAAAAACAGAUUCUUAAUUCCGUUAUCAAGAAUAUUACGAAAAUUCGUUACUUUUAAUUCAAGUUGCAAGCCAUACGAAGAAUAAUGGAGUUCGAGAGUCCAAAGAAAGACAUCAAAUUCGAAUUUCCUUCAUCAGAGUUUACUAAUAUUUAUUUAAUCUCUGUUCUUUCUGUCCCCGAAAAUGGCCUCCCAUGGAUGUUCUUGCAUCUCGAACUCAAUUUUCCAAUUGCUUUUGCUGCCAACAGAUCUGUACGAUUUAUACUCUGAAACGAUUCUGCAUUUUUCUUCUCUUCAUCGCUAUCUUUUCAGUUAUCGCAGUUCUGAUCGCCGCAUUGCCUGUAAUUCUCCUGUUGAAGCCUCGAGAGCCGAUUUUUUCUCUCCAGUCGUUGCGAUUGGAUUGGUACAACAUUAGCGUCAAAUCCGGCUCUUCGUUUGUUUCUUCUGUUUUCACUCUCACUCUCAAUUCUCAAAACCCUAACAGAAUCGCCAUUAAGUACAGUCCGUCGAGGCUCCUCGUGAUCUACGAUGGAAACGCCGUGAUCGGAACGAUUCGAGUCCCUGAAGUUUUCCAGCCGGCUCGCAGCGACGAUCGGAGUGUUCGAACUCGUCUGUUGUUGCAUCGAUUCAAUGUCGAUUUGUUCGACGCGACGCGCGAGUUGGCUGAGAUCAAAGUUGUUGGCGACGUUGGAGUGGAGCUGCUCGUGCUUCAUAUGGCCGUGUUGAAGAUGAAGGUUGCUCUGAAUUGCGAUGUGAUUGUCAAUUACAGAGAGCUUAAUUUCAGAAAUGAAGUACUUGACAAUGGAUCAGGAACUAUAAAAAAAGCUCUGUUUUCAGGGUUCAUUUGGUUCCAACUCCCAGACAAUGUCCACAAACUGUGGCAUCGCUUUUUACUUAUGAAGGAAAUUAAACAACGAACCCAAAUUAGCUGAUCCUGAUUGAUUGUGGAGAUUCCUGUUACCUGUUAUCGGAAUGCUUCUCGAUCAUGACUCGAGAAAGAAUUACAAUAUCAACUUUAGCAUAGCUUACUGAUUAAGAUAUUUUUCUCUCUCCUAAAAGUUAUUGAUUCGAUAUACAAUUUUUUGAUACAUUUCAUCGAUGUGAAUUUGACAACAUUUUAUGUUAUUUGUGAA